CACUCUCUCGUUUUCACAAAUUCUCCUUUCUCAUUUCUGAUUCUUCAGCUUGAUUGCGUUUCUUGAAGAAAAUGUCAAAUUACGCUUUUUAAUCUUUUACUAGUUGAUAAUUUCUUUAGAUUAAAGAUUUUAGGUUUAGUCCUUUUUCUUCUAAUUGUUAUUGAUUUUUUUAUUGUUGAUGAUCAUGAUGGAGAAUUCCUCAAUAAGUGGAGUUCAUGAUUUCAAUAUGGCUUCAAGAAAAGCUGGAGAAGCAGCUUUGAGACGCUAUGAGGCGACGCAGUGGCUAGAAAGUCAAGUUGGUCCUCUUGGAAUAUCUAAGCAACCCUCGGAGAGGGAACUUGUUUCUUGCUUGAGAAAUGGUCUAAUUCUUUGCAAGGCUAUUAACAAGAUUCAUCCCGGAGCAGUACCGAAGAUAGUAGAUACUCAAGUACCAAUGCAAUCACUUGCCUGGGAUUCUCAGCCUUUGCCUGCCUAUCAGUAUUUUGAAAAUGUUCGCAACUUUAUUAAUGCUGCCGGAGAAUUAAAGCUUCCAGCUUUUGAGGCUUCUGAUCUCGAAAAGGAGAGUGUAGAGAAUGGAUCUGCUGGAAAAAUUGUUGAUUGCAUUCUAUCACUGAAAUGGUUUCAUGAGUCCAAGCAGAUGAACAACCAGAGUGGACCCAGCAAACGCCUGAAAUCUCCUUUAGUUAUGCAAUCAAUUAAUAGAAUGCAACAAAGAGCCACAACUGCAUUACCCUCUGAUGCAUGCAGGCGCUUGGAUUUGUCUGCAACAUCUGAAAAUAAGCCUCCUGCUGAGAAUAAUUUUCAAACACGAGAAGAAAAUAUGGAAUCACUUGUCAAGAUACUAGUUGACCGAAUGCUUGAUGCCAAAGAAAAUGUCGAUGGAAAGCUUGUUGCUUCUAUUUGUAAUGGAGACCUGUCUUUACUGCAGGAUCCAAUAAACCUAUUUAAUCAGGUUUUGAUUAAUUGUUGUGGGGAACAGCCAUCUACGAAAUUCCCUGAGUUGCCAUUGCUACUAAAGAAUUUUAUUAAAGAAGGGAAUAGCUUACCAACUCAUCUCACUACCAAAAGCACAGAGUCAGAUGCUUUCUCUGCACCUAAAAGUUUAAAGUGUUCCAGAGCUUGCCUUGGAAAGUGCACAUGCAAUCACAGGCUUCUCAUAGACAUACAAAAAAAAGAACUUCAGGAUCUUAAGGCUUUGAAGUUGAGAAUUAAGAGUGAGUUUGAAGAGAUGCAAUCACAGGUUCAGAGGUUUUUCAAUGAUAUAGGAAGUCAAGUAAAUGAGAUGUCAGCCAAAGCUGUUGGGUAUCACAAAGCAGUGGAAGAGAACAGAAAAUUAUACAACAUGGUACAAGAUUUGAAAGGUAAUAUCAGAGUAUAUUGCAGAAUCAGACCUGCGUUCAGGGCCGAAUCCAAGAAUGUGGUUGAUUUCAUUGGUGAAGACGGUUCUCUAUUCAUUUUAGAUCCAUCAAAAACAUCAAAAGAUGGAAGAAAAUCUUUUCAGUUUAAUCAGAUUUUUGGUCCAACAGCUGGACAAGAUGAGGUUUAUAGAGACACUCAACCAUUAAUUAGAUCUGUGAUGGACGGUUACAAUGUCUGUAUUUUUGCUUAUGGUCAAACUGGAUCGGGGAAGACUCAUACCAUGAGUGGUCCUUCAGGUGGAACAUCCAAGGAUAUGGGGAUUAAUUAUCUGGCUCUUAAUGAUUUAUUUCAUAUGUCUAAUGAAAGGGAGGGUACCAUAAAGUAUGACAUUUAUGUCCAAAUGGUUGAGAUUUACAAUGAACAAGUCAGAGACCUACUUGCAGAAGACAAAACAGAAAACAAAUUAGAGAUCCGGAGCUGCAGCGAAGAUGGUUUAAGCCUUCCAGAUGCUAGAUUGCGGUCUGUGAAGUCUACUACCGAUGUUAUGAUCCUUAUGAAACUUGGCGAGGUUAACCGUGCUGUCAGUUCUACUGCAAUCAAUAAUAGGAGUAGUCGCUCCCACAGUGUACUUACUGUUCAUAUUAAUGGCAAAGAUACAACUGGAAACUCCAUUCGCAGUUGCCUUCAUUUAGUAGAUCUUGCCGGAAGUGAAAGAGUGGACAAGUCUGAAGUCACAGGAGAUAGACUAAAGGAGGCACAAUAUAUUAACAAGUCUCUUUCUUGUUUGGGAGAUGUGAUCACCGCACUGGCUCAAAAGAAUUCUCACAUUCCUUACCGGAACAGCAAACUCACACUUCUUUUGCAGGAUUCCUUAGGCGGACAUGCUAAAACUUUGAUGUUUGCGCAUGUGAGUCCCGAAGCAGAUUCCUUUGGUGAAACAGUGAGUACUCUAAAGUUUGCUCAGAGGGUUUCCACUGUGGAACUUGGGGCAGCUCGAAUAAAUAAAGAAAGCAGCGAGGUUAUGCAACUCAAAGCACAGGUUGAGAACCUUAAGACUCAAUUGGCCAACAAGGAAAAUUCUAAACCGAUGUUCAAUAGAACUAAAGAACCUCGGACUCCAUUAGAAAAAACUCCACUGCGACCUCGAAGACUUAGUAUUGAAAAUAAAAGUGGAGCCAAGUCACCUUCUUACGUUGCUCGUUCAAGAAGACUAAGCUUGGAAGGUGCAAGAACUAUAAAAAAGGCAUCUGUUGAUGUAAACAAAACUUUGCAAUUUGACCUAAUGUCUCAACAGAAAUAUCAUCCACAGCAAGAUCCAAAAGCAGCAGUGUCAAAGCUAAAUGGCCAAUUGAGCAAUGAAAGUUCCAUAUCAGAGUUGCAUGCUGAGGAUAAAAGUGGAGCCAAGUCCUCUUCUUACAUUCUCCGUUCAAGAAGACUAAGCUUGGAAGGUCCAAGAACUAUAAAAAAAGCAUCCGCUGAUGUAAACAAAACCUUACCGUUUGACCAAUUAAGCAACGAGAGUUCCACAUCAGCGUUGCAUGCUAAAGUUCCUCCAAGUCCUGCAAAUAUCUAUCCGAAGAGUUUGAUCGAAGUUGGUAGUGCGCUCCAAAUCCACACUCCUAAACUACCUCAAACGCCCGAAUCAACACUGCUAGAUAAAAAUGAUUCAAACAGAGUGCCAGGUGACCUUGCUGAUUCCAUAACAGCAAAGGGAAAAGGGUCACAGUUUAGAAGAUCCCUGAGAACAAUUGGGAAACUGAUUAGUGGCCCUGAUAAAAGAAGCCAACAAACUACGGUUGAAGUGAAGUCACCUACCAAGGGAAGCAUUCAAGAAAGUCAGAUAAAGUCGCCAGUAGCAACUAGUGAGAGGACAAAAAGGAGGCAAUCUUUAACAGGAAUUCCAUCCGGGCCUAACAAUAGGCGAAGAUCCUCUCUUGGAGGAGGGAAGCCAGAUCCUGUAGCAUAUGAGAAGGAUGAGAAGGAGAGAAAUGCCAGAACGCCUCCUCCUGUUCGUUCAGAAAGCAAGACUGCAAAAAGGUGGCAAUAGAUGAUAAGUGCUUUGACUUGAAGCACACCAACAUGCUCCAAUUUGGUUGGAGUUUUUCUGUCUUUACAUCAACAAAGAUACCUUUGUUUUUACAAUUUUAUUUGGGGGAGGAUACUUUAACUAAAAUAUUACCAAAAUGACAAGAUACGGUGUAGAUAGGUUUGGUAAUUUUUGGAUUUUGGUGACUUUGUAACUUCUAUUCGGCUCCCUUAAAACCAAUCACUACCUCAACAAAUAAUUUAUUUUAAUUA
Messenger RNA from Vicia villosa (hairy vetch), 3657 nucleotides. Its product is annotated as kinesin-like protein KIN-14L. NCBI's taxonomy places the organism in Eukaryota, Viridiplantae, Streptophyta, Magnoliopsida, Fabales, Fabaceae. Gene Ontology annotation, biological process: microtubule-based movement. Gene Ontology annotation, molecular function: microtubule motor activity; microtubule binding; ATP binding. The transcript has 19 exons. The coding region runs from base 179 to 3406 and encodes 1075 amino acids. The record is from RefSeq and is a predicted model, not a curated record.